This is a messenger RNA of Zea mays, 1209 nucleotides long. RefSeq lists its product as uncharacterized. NCBI's taxonomy places the organism in Eukaryota, Viridiplantae, Streptophyta, Magnoliopsida, Poales, Poaceae. Bases 43 to 732 code for a protein of 229 amino acids. The record is from RefSeq and is a predicted model, not a curated record. The transcript has 5 exons.
CCUCCGCCACCAUCGGGCGACUGCUCCUCCUCUGCCCGCGGCAUGGGAGCGGAAUAUCCCACCUUCGCGGACGUCUCCAGGGCCCGCGCCCUCCUUUUCCUCGCCGACUCCACGCCCCCGCCGGCCCCGCCUUCGCCUCCUCCCGCUCACGGCGAUGAGUUCUACUGCUGCUCUGGCUCCUCGUCCUCCUAUUCCGCCGCGUCGACCAGGUCGUGCGUCUCCGACUCGACGCAGCACGGCCGCCCCGUCGACCCCCUCUGCGUGCUCUCCGUUGUCGCCUCCCUCCACCUCAUCGAACCUAAGCUGUGUGCUCUGCUCGCCGAGGCCACAAGCGCGCUGUUCCAUACCGAGGCAGAGAAAAGGCGGAAGGGCGUGUGGAUCGAGAUCGACAGCUGCGGCGACGACAACCAGAUCGAGAGGAGCAGCGCCGUGGCCAGCGAAGGGAGCACCGUCACGGCCGCAGCGUCCGCGGGCUCCACAGCCACGUCGGGGACAUGCCGCCGGGCUCCGCGGGCGGGUUGUGCUGCUGGCGGGAAGAAGCCGAGGGAAGCAGACGUGAUCAUGCAAUGGUUUUCGCGGCCGCAAGCUGGGCCGGCCACCGAGAAUGACAUCUGCGCCGCCGUCGGCGACAACUCCGGCACGAGCAAGGCGAUACGCUGGCUGCUGAAGCAGGUGGGCGGAAAUGUAAGAGUUCCUAGAACAACAGCUAAGGCCUUCAAAUCAGUGAAUUGAAAUGACGCAGACUGGUCUGAUGAAGCGAACAAAGUUCAGUUUAUAGCAAACGAGAUAUUUACUGUAGGGCCGGCUAUUGGAGAAGGCCAAGUUGUCUUUUGAAGUGUAUCCAGUAAUUUGUACCUGCUGUUGUCAUAAUGACCUGGUUGUGCCUUCCUACGGAGAAGUAUAGGAUAUAAGCUAGGUUGUCAUAUUAGCCCCCCUCCCCCCCCCCCCCCCCCCCCCCCCCCCCGGACAGGAAAAUGGUACAGCAAUGGAGAUACCAUGCAUGCUUUCGUUGUUGAUUUGAUUUAUGCAAGAACAUAACGCUAAGUAGAACCAAACCUUAGACCAUUCAUUCUCCUUGGAAGCUUGAGUUUCGAUUCGUCAGUACCAUUUUCAGCAAGUAGCAUUGUACGUAGGGUUUUCAUAGGUUUUGUCCUCGACAUAUGUUGGACAGCCUAGCUUGUUUUGAUUCCCCACGGUUGACAUACAUGU